Thecamonas trahens ATCC 50062 is the source of this 1026-nucleotide messenger RNA. RefSeq names its product HAD-superfamily subfamily IIA hydrolase. The coding region runs from base 1 to 1026 and encodes 341 amino acids. The transcript has 2 exons. The record is from RefSeq and is a predicted model, not a curated record. Gene Ontology annotation, cellular component: mitochondrion. Gene Ontology annotation, biological process: glycerophospholipid biosynthetic process. NCBI's taxonomy places the organism in Eukaryota, Apusomonadida, Apusomonadidae.
AUGGCAGGGACAGCACAGACGGGCGUUGUGCUCGAUAUCGAUGGCGUGCUGCUCCGCGGUGGCGAGGCGGUGCCUGGAGCAGCUGAGGCACUGCAGCGGCUGGCAGCGGCGUCGCCCUCACUGGCGUAUGUGUUUGUGACUAAUGGCGGAGGCGCGCCCGAGGCACUCAAGGCCGGCGUCCUGGCCAAGGCGCUUGGUGUGCCGGAGCUUACACCUCCUGAUCGCAUCCUGCUCUCAUCGUCGCCGAUGGCCUCGCUCGCGCCAGAGCUCGGCUCUGCCCGGGUCUUGGCGGUCGGCCGUGGGCCGUCCGACUUUGUCUCUGGCGUCCUCGCCAACUACGGCUUCACCAACGUCGUCACCGCCCAGGAUCUGCUUGCCGAAUGCCCGUUCCUGGUCCCACAGUGGACGUCGAAUCCGUCGCUGAUGGCGGCCGAUGGCGCGGGAGAAGACGCGCCAGGUGCGGCUGCGCCGCCGACGCUCGCGUCUCCCGACGAUCCGAUCGAACCGUUCGACGCCAUCCUCAUCAUUCAUGAGCCCGAAGACUGGGGCCCGGUGCUCCAGUUGCUGCUGGACGUGCUCCUUUCUGUGGACGGCUCGCCUUCGAGUCGACGGCAGUUCCCCACGACGGCGAAGCAGCCGGUCCCGCUCUACGUCGCCAACCCGGACUUUGCCUACACCGACGCGUGGGCGCAUCCGCGGCUGACUUCGGGAGCAUUCCUCACCUGCCUGACGGCGCUGUAUGCGCGCGCGACCGGCGGCAGCCAGGAGCUCGAGGCAACGCUGUUUGGCAAGCCCGAGGCGACGACGUACGCGUACGCCGAGGCCAUGCUCCGCAAAGUCGCCGGCCUGGCGCCCGCGCUCCACAUCGCGGGCGCCAAUGCGGCUGGCGAGGCGUGGACCUCGAUUCUGGUCCACACUGGGGUCUUUUGUGGGGCGCCCGGCGAGAACGCGGCAGAUCAUCCGGCCGACCACGUCGUUCCCUCGAUUGUCGAAGCCGUGGACCUGAUUCUGAGCAAGAGGCGGUAA